Molecule: messenger RNA, 786 nt
Organism: Eremothecium gossypii ATCC 10895
Lineage: Eukaryota; Fungi; Ascomycota; Saccharomycetes; Saccharomycetales; Saccharomycetaceae
Gene: VPS60
Product: Vps60p
Exons: 1
Coding region: 1-786 (261 amino acids)
Biological process (GO): vesicle budding from membrane; late endosome to vacuole transport via multivesicular body sorting pathway
Cellular component (GO): multivesicular body
Source: RefSeq, marked provisional
AUGACGGCGAUGCCCGCCAUUCAAGACAGAACUACAGACGCUUUACUCACUCGCACACACCCCACGGAGGAGCAGCGAGCGCCCAGGGCCCUAAAAUCAAGCGACGGGCUGUUUUUUAACGAGAUGAAUAGACUGUUUGGAUAUAAUAAUAAGCGGACCAGCGACCAGCUGCUGCAGGAAUCGUCCAAGGCCAUGGACCAGGCGCAACAGGGUCUGAACGGCCGUAUCUCGCAGCUGGACACGCAGAUAGCACAGCUGAACUUCCAGUUGCAGGGCCUGCAGAAGAAGAUCGCGGGUAUGGGGUCGGCCGUGGCGCAGCGGCCGCUGCGGCAGCGCGCGCUGAAGCUACUGAACAAGCGGAAACAGCUGGAGACGUCGCGGGACCAGCUAGACUCGCAGCUGUGGUCCAUGAGCCAGGCGCAGAUGACGACAGAGAACCUCAAGAACACAGCGGUGACGGUGAACGCGCUGGCACAGACGAACAAGGCGCUCCGGCAACAGUACAAGCAGAUUAACGUCGAGCGGCUGCAGACCAUGCAGGACGAGAUGGCGGACCUGAUGGAGCAGGGCGAGGAGUUGCAGCAAGUGCUGGCAAUGGGCGGCACGGAGAUCGACGACAUCAGCGAGAGCGAGCUGGAUGCGGAGCUGGAGGCGCUGGGCGACGGGGAGCUGGACUUCGGAGCGGAGGCCGACCCGGUGGACCUCCCUGCGUACCUGGGGGGCGCCCCGCAAUUCGUGGACGAAGAUGCGACGGACGAGCCCGCGGGCCUGCAGACAGCGACAUAG